This is a messenger RNA of Culex quinquefasciatus (southern house mosquito), 309 nucleotides long. RefSeq names its product histone H1.1, embryonic-like. The transcript has 6 exons. The record is from RefSeq and is a predicted model, not a curated record. The annotation marks the transcript as partial. NCBI's taxonomy places the organism in Eukaryota, Metazoa, Arthropoda, Insecta, Diptera, Culicidae.
AUGUCGAGAGAGGGCGAUGACGAGCGCAAAACGAGCCGGGCCCCGCAAGACGAAAGAAGCCGCAAGGUGCAAAAGCAAAAAGCAAAAAGCAAAAAGCAAAAGCAAAAGCAAAAGCAAAAAAGCAAAAGCAAAAGCAAAAAGCAAAAAGCAAAAGCAAAAGCAAAAGCAAAACAAAAAAAAAGCAAAAGCAAAAAGCAAAAGCAAAAAGCAAAAAGCAAAAGCAAAAAGCAAAAAGCAAAAAAAAAGCAAAAGCAAAAGCAAAAAGCAAAGCAAAAAAAAAAAAAGCAAAAGCAAAAAAAAAGCAAAAGC